This is a messenger RNA of Cuscuta epithymum, 1892 nucleotides long. The record is from the annotation of a GenBank genome assembly. NCBI's taxonomy places the organism in Eukaryota, Viridiplantae, Streptophyta, Magnoliopsida, Solanales, Convolvulaceae.
CGCCGGACAAGAAAGAGAGGCGGAAUGGAGGGCGGAGCUGAAACGCGGCGGCGGGGCUGUGUGGUUAUGGUGCCUGCCCCCUUCCAAGGGCAUGUCACCCCUAUGCUGCAACUGGGACACAUCCUUCACUCGAAGGGCUUCUCCAUCAUAGUGGCCCACACCCAAUACAAGGCGCCUGACCCUUCAAACCACCCUGACUUCUCCUUCCACGGCUUGGCAGACGGAUUGGAUGCCAGUGAUGAUAUAACUGGAAGCAGAGGAUUAGAAAUCAUGUAUGCCAUGAAUAAGAAUUGUAGGGUACCCCUCCAGGAGUACCUGGAAGAGAAGGGGGAUAUGGUUUCUUGUAUCAUCUAUGACAACAUCAUGUUCUUCGUUGACCAAGUCGCUGCUCUUCUCAAACUGCCCUCUCUCGUUUUAUGCCCCUUCAGUGCUGCUUUCUUGCAAGUUUUACUCCAUUGUCUUGAAAAUGCACACACUAUUUAUCCCCUUCCAGAGUCAAGACUUCAAGAUCCAAUUCCAGGGUCUUAUCCUAUGAGGUAUCAAGAUAUGCCAACGUAUAUGCAUUCAGAAGAAGUAAGACAUUUCAUGUGGACUUCAAACGAUAUUAGAUCUUCUGUGGCCAUAAUAUGGAACACAGUGGAGGGUCUCGAACACACAUGGUUAUCAAGGCUUCAGCAACAUUAUAAAGUGCCCAUCUUUCCAAUAGGCCCAUUUCACAAGAUUGCACCAACUAGCAAAACUAGCUUGAUAGAAGAAGAUGAGAGCUGCCUCACAUGGUUGGAUAAACAAGCUCCUCAGUCUGUCCUCUUUGUAAGCACAUCUGGGAGCUUAGUUUCCAUUAAUGAAAGCGAUAUUGAAGAGAUUGCUGGGGGUUUGGUCGAUAGCAACCAACCAUUUGUGUGGGUGGUCCGUCCCGGUUCAAUCGAAAGUGAGUUUGUAUUUGUAUAUUCCCCGGCCUCACAAAACUUGAUCAUUUUGACUUUUCUUAGGCAAUGGUAGUCAAGUUUGACCAAUGAUAUUUUUUAACACAAAAUUAUUUAAAGUAUGAAAAUUAUAUGAAAUAAAUAUAAAAAAUACCAAAAAGAUAGAGAAGACGUGUAAAUUGAAAUAUGACUCGAAUGAUGAUAGAUGCCACAAAGACUAACAUGAUUAAAAGAAUUCAUAAAAGACUAAAAUAUGAGUUUGUAUAUAUGUGACGACUUUCAUUAGGUUCCCACGGGAAAGAGCGGUUCUUUGAAGACUUUGAGAAAAGAAUCGGAAACAGAGGACUAAUAGUGAAAUGGGCACCACAGAAGAAGGUUUUGGCACAUGGUUUUGUGGGUGGAUUCUGGAGUCAUUGCGGUUGGAACUCAACGUUGGAGAGUCUCGGUGAAGGCGUUCCGAUGAUUUGUACACCCCACAUUGCUGAUCAAAUGGUUAACGCCAGGCUCUUAAUCCAAGAGUGGAAGGUCGGAUUGGGGUUGGAGAAGGUGGAAAGAGGUGUGAUUGCAGAUACUAUAAGAAGACUUAUGGUAGGAAAAGAGAGCACAGAGAUGAAGAAGAAUUCCAUGGACAUGAAACAAAAAAUUAUAGAUUGCUUUGAAAAAGAUGGUGGCAGUUCAUAUAGAGCACUUGAUGAACUAACAGACUUCAUAUCGUCACUUCUACUUCCAAAUUUCAUUAGUGAGGUGAGGGCUGGUGGUGAUAGCAAUGUUUUGAGCAACGAAAAAUGAUUUCAUCAAAAAUAACAAACUUUGUCAAUUUCAGUGUUGAUUGGUUGUAAACUCUCUAUCUUCUCUCUAGUUUUUAUUUAAAAAAAUACUCCGUAAUGGCGUAAUAUGUUAGACAUUAAUCAUGUACAUGAUAUGAAUAUAUUUUUCUUUGUAUACGAGAUUAUCAAUUCUAAUAUUCUG